Messenger RNA from Cottoperca gobio, 3800 nucleotides. RefSeq names its product scavenger receptor class A, member 3 (gene scara3). The record is from RefSeq and is a predicted model, not a curated record. Lineage: Eukaryota; Metazoa; Chordata; Actinopteri; Perciformes; Bovichtidae. Bases 508 to 2313 code for a protein of 601 amino acids. The transcript has 12 exons.
UUCAGUCUGAGGAGGUUUAGUUUCCUCAGGCUCUGGAUGGGAGAGGGAUGAUGCCAGAGAAAGCUGCAGGCAAACACACAUGUUCAAAACUUAAGAGGAUCUUUGAGCAGCUUCCUUCAGCACUGAUAGAUUUGCAAGAAUAUUUGAAAUAGUCUAGCUAGCAGACAGUUUUUCAGGUUGCAGAGGUGCAGUUUUUGCCCAUAAAGGAAUAACAUUCAAUGUGGCUGAAUCGUGAAGUGUUUGCUUGUUGUUCAUCACUUUUCAAAUAUGUGGAAGUAAGGACUUUUGGGACUUUUGGGCUUUCUCCUUUCUUUGGAAAACCGGAAAAAUGUUUCACGAAUGAGUUUGCUGACACCUCAAAGGUACAUCGCUGACUGCCUUUGUUGUUCCUGGACACUUGCUUUGUGGAAGAAAAGGUGAAGAGGACUGACAUAUCACCAGCAUCGAGUUAAGCAUCAGCAAACCCAGACCGCACGUUGUUUAUAAAGGAUUCUUGAGAGAGGCAUCAUGAAAGACAACUAUGGGGGAUACGAGAACCAGCUUUUCAAAGAGGAGGAUUUCACUGGAGAGGAGGAGAUGCCUUCAUUUAGAGGUCGCAGCAGAGGCGGCUGUAUGAGGUGCCAGCAGAGCCACUCUCUACAGCUGGCUGUCAAAAUCCUCUAUGGAUUUGUUGCAUUCCUCAUCAUCACUGUGGCCGUGCUGGCAUCGCUUGUGUUCAGGAAGGUUGACAACCUGUCUGAGGAGGAGUCCAGCUACCACAAGACGAUCACCAGGGUUCAGCAAGGAAUAGAGGAUCUGAGCUCCACCUCUAACUGUUCAGGAUGUCUGGAUGUGACUCUGUACAGCGAGGAGAUCAGCAGGCUGAAGAGAGAGUUCGAAGACAUACAGAAAAUGAUACUGGGACAGGAGCAGGUUCUGGACCAGGCCUCUCAGACCCAGACCACGCUAAAGACCACCAGCAACCGGCUGACACGUGACAUGCAAAACCACCUCAUAUCAAUCAAACUUCUCAACCAGUCGCUGGAGAGAUACCUGGAUCGGGUGGAGGGCUGGAAGGACGUGAUCGAGGAAACUGAAGAGAAAAUGAAGACGCUGGUGGAGGAUCAGUACGACGUCAAAGCGACAUCGCAGCAGGUUAACACCACGGUGGCACUCAGCACAAUGUGGAUAGAUGCCUUGCAGAGAAAAGCCGAUGAGGAGACUCUGGUCCUGCAUAAGUUGACCGCCGACUGGCAGAACUACAGCCGAGUUCUGAGCGCAAUCAAAUCCAACACGAGCAGCACCACACAAACGAUGCGCUUCCUUCAAAACAACAUCGUAGCAGAUCACCAGAGAAUCGCCAUGUCCGCUGAGGUGUACUACGACCUCACCCAGCAGGUGAUGAACCUGCAGAUGCAGCUCGACAAUGUGACGUCUUUCAUGGAUGAACACGAGGAGAACUUGCAUGACCUUCACUACCAUUCCAGGUACUAUGAGAACCGGACAGGUGAGCGCUUCUCUGCAUUGGAUGGUCGUCUGAACUCCAUCUCCAUGGAGAUCGACACCAUCUCCUCCAGCAUCAACGCCACCGUCAGCCACGUCCAGAGCAUGUACAAGUACAUCAACAUCGAGAGCUCGUCGUGCCAGAGUCGCAUGGGCAGACACACUGAAGAUCUACAGAAUCUGAACAACACAGUAUUGUUACUCCUCCACUUGGCCGACACACUGAGACAGCAAAACAUGUUGUUGAAUGUCCGACUGGAUGUGGACGUCAGGAAUCUGUCCAUGGUGAUGGAGGAGAUGAAGCUUGUGGACGUUCAUCAUAUCCAGCUCAUAAAGAACUUCACUAUAGUAAAAGGUGCUCCUGGACUACCAGGGCCCAAAGGGAACCGCGGUGAGAGCGGCUCAAAAGGACCCAUGGGACUGACUGGGAGUAAAGGUGACCGAGGCCCGAUAGGAACCCGUGGAACUUCUGGAGAGGAGGGUCCUCUUGGGCCCAAAGGAGCUCCUGGUGAACCAGGCUCCAGUGGCAGUAGAGGGGCAGUAGGAAUCAAAGGAGCUAAGGGGGCUCUUGGCACGCCAGGACCGCGUGGUGAGAAGGGUCAGAAAGGUGAUGCUGGCCUCUCCGGUUUAGACGGUAACCAAGGAACCACAGGGCCUUCAGGGAUCCAGGGUCAGGCAGGACUACCGGGCAUACUUGGGCCACCAGGAGCAAGGGGAAAACCAGGGCCAGUAGGGGCGCCUGGACCACCAGGAACCCCUGGACCUCCAGGCUUGUCAUACCCCCAUGCCCGAAUCAACACCCUGCAGCGAACCGUGACGCCUGCUAUCUAGGUCCAAGAGACAAUAGGAUGAUGGACGAAGACGUGGACCCAGAGGGCAUUUGUACGGUACAAAGAAGAAUUACUAGACAGAUGAAGGAAUAUCAUCCAUUGUGACUAGAGACACAAUAAAUAAUUUCUAUGGGAUUAUGCAAGACAAUCGAGAACUUCAUGAACAAAUGCGACAAAUCAAAUUUGGGGUUUGUCUUUAAAGGAGGCUUCCCCUGAUAAUAUGACAUGGCCACAUGAAAUGAACCAAGAAGAAAUGUAGAAGAUAGAAAACAGAACUGAACUGUUGAGGAGUGAGAAAGAAGAGGACCUAAGGCCAGAAAUGGUCUGGGUUUGAAAACUGCUUUCAUACAACACAUGGUUCUUUGGAUGAGUGUUUCCUUGUCCACCAAAACCAAAGAAUACCCAAAGACAACAAGCUCUGUCCAUAUAUGAUGACUUAGUAUGAGAUUUUACCAGAAUUAAAAACUUGUUUUGCAUGAUGAGAUUAACAGGAAUUCAAAAAACAUCUGUUAUGGAAGUCUUGUCUUGUACAUUGAAUGUACUGGAAGAAAAGAAAAGGUUGUUGUCAAGCCACCAAAACCUCUUGGGGCGUAAUAAAUAUCUCUUUGUUUUUACAUUAUGUAUGAUGUAUGAUUUUUCUGAUAGAUGGCACUUUAUACAUUCUUAAAGUGUAAAAAUAUAAGGUUUGCUUAUCUUUUUUUUGGCAUUUCAGAGCAGGUACUCUGGGCAAAGCAGUCAUUUUAUGAUCAGUGUUUGAAGAAGUAAAAGUUGCAGAAUUCACGGCCUCUGAAUUUGUGCUCUGAUAACCUUCUUGUUUUACAUUGUAUGCAACAUCUGUAAGAACGAAGGAAGUAACUCUUGUCGAAACAUUUUGGGAUACCACUCAUAUUUGGAGCUGGAGCCAGGAGGUGAUUAGCCUAGCUUAGCAUAAAAACAGAAAGCUAGGGGAAACAGGUAGCCUGACUUUCAAAAGCUCACUUAUUAACGCGUAUCUUGUUUGUUUAAUUGCAUUUGGGAGUUGUAACUAUUUCUUAUAAGCUACAGUUUUUUAAUGCUAAGCUUUGCUAAUCCUUAUGCUCCUUUAUGCACAGACAUGAGAGUGGUAACAAUCUUCUCAUCUAACUUUGGGUAUGAAAGAAAAAUAAGCAUAUUUCAAAGACAUGUUGAACUAUUCCUUCUAAGAGGUAUGAAGGCUUGGAAGGACAUGAAACUCAUUAAAUACAAAAUGAAUAAUAAUGUUUGUAAACAUGUCAAGUAAUAACACUAAAAACACCGAAGUGGCAGUUCGAGUGUCACAUUUGCCUCAGUUUCUACUAUUAACACUUGAGAUAGAAGAGUAAAGACUUAUAAGAGGGUUUUUAGGUCUUAUGAUACACACAUAAAUAACCUUUUAUAUCACAGAAAAAACAUCUUACAAAAAGGGAAACUUACUAUUUUUGUAAACCUGUGUGUUGUAAUGAAAUGCGACUGGUUUGCAUCGAACUUCAA